Indicator indicator is the source of this 1794-nucleotide messenger RNA. RefSeq names its product flavin-containing monooxygenase 5-like. Gene Ontology annotation, molecular function: NADP binding; N,N-dimethylaniline monooxygenase activity; flavin adenine dinucleotide binding. The record is from RefSeq and is a predicted model, not a curated record. NCBI's taxonomy places the organism in Eukaryota, Metazoa, Chordata, Aves, Piciformes, Indicatoridae. The transcript has 8 exons.
AUGUCUGGAAGAAACACAUCUUGCAAUGCCCCAGCUGAGCUUGGUCACCAUAAGAAGCAUGGGCACAGCCAUUCUCAAAUACGCAGCAUCUCAAAUGACCUGCCAGGCUCCACGCAGCCCUGAGUGUGCUUCACCCCCAGCAGAGGCUUCCCCAGCAUCCCUGUCACCACCACACCACAGGACAUGGCUAGCCAGCGAGUCGCCGUCAUCGGUGCUGGUGCCUCUGGCCUGUGUGCCCUGAAAUGCUGUCUGGAUGAGGGGCUGGUGCCCACCUGCUUCGAGAGGAGUGGGGACAUCGGGGGCCUCUGGCGCUUCGAGGAGCAGCCCGAGGAGGGCCGUGCCAGCAUCUACCCCUCCGUCAUCAUCAACGCCUCCAAGGAGAUGAUGUGCUUCAGUGACUUCCCCAUCCCCGAGCACUUCCCUAACUACAUGCACAACUCCCAGAUCAUGGAGUACUUCCGCAUGUAUGCCCAGCACUUCGACCUGCUGCGCCACAUUCGCUUCAGGACCAGCGUGUGCCGCGUGUCCAAGCGCCCUGACUUCGCCAGCACAGGCCAGUGGGAGGUGGUGACUGAGAGCGAGGGGAAGCAGGAGGUGGCUGUCUUCGACGCCGUGCUGGUGUGCACCGGGCACCACACUGAUGCACACCUCCCGCUCAGCUCCUUCCCAGGACUGGAAAAGUUCAAGGGGUGGUACUUGCACAGCCGGGACUACAAGAAGCCACAGCCCUUUUCAGGGAAGCGGGUGGUGGUAGUUGGCAUUGGGAAUUCAGGGGUCGACAUCACGGUGGAGCUGAGCCACACAGCCAAGCAGGUGUUCCUCAGCACGAGGCGUGGGGCCUGGGUGCUGCACCGCGUGGGAGACAAUGGGUACCCCUACGACGUGAUCUUCAUCAGCCGCUUCUACAGGCUCCUCCAGACCUGGCUGCCUCUCCAUGCCUUUGGUGCUUACGUGCAGAGGAAGCUGAACGCCCGCUUCAACCACGCGCUCUAUGGCCUGAAGCCGCAGCACGGGUUUUUUGACCAGCACCCGACCGUCAAUGAUGACCUGCCCAACCGCAUCCUUUCGGGCAGGGUGCAGGUGAAGCCCAACAUCAAGGAGUUCACAGAGACCUCUGCCAUCUUCGAGGAUGGCACCAGGGAGGAGAUUGAUGCCGUGGUCUUCGCCACAGGAUACAGCUUCUCCUUCCCCUUUCUUGAGGGCUGUGUGAAGGUUGUGGAGAACCAGAUCUCCCUCUAUAAACUUGUGUUCCCGCCUGACCUGGAGAAGCCGACGCUGGCUUUCAUUGGCCUCAUCCAGCCUCUGGGUCCCAUCAUGCCCAUCUCUGAGCUCCAGAGUCGCUGGGCUACCCGCGUCUUCAAGGGGCUGCGCAAGCUGCCACCUUUGGCUGACAUGCUGGCUGAUAUCACACAAAAGAAGGAGACAAUGGCCAAGCGGUACGUGAAGAGCCAGCGGCACACCAUCCAGGUGGAUUACAUCCCCUACAUGGAUGAGCUUGCCUGCCAGGUGGGGGUCAAGCCCAACCUCCUCACCCUCUUCCUCAUCGACCCCAAGCUGGCACUGGAGGUGGCCUUUGGGCCCUGCACGCCAUACCAGUACCGCUUGCGGGGCCCCGGCAAGUGGGCAGGCGCCAGGGCAGCCAUCCUCACCCAGUGGCAGCGUGUCAUCAAGCCCCUGCAAUCCAGAGCUGGGCGCCGUCCUGUCUCCUCCAGAUCCAUGCGCCACAUCUUCAAGGUCUUCUUCAGCAUUGGUCUGAUUCUGGCCACUCUUUUCUACAUCUCACUCUCUCGUUAA